Messenger RNA from Hypanus sabinus (Atlantic stingray), 9171 nucleotides. It is a transcript of the gene plekhm1, whose product is annotated as pleckstrin homology domain containing, family M (with RUN domain) member 1. Lineage: Eukaryota; Metazoa; Chordata; Chondrichthyes; Myliobatiformes; Dasyatidae. The record is from RefSeq and is a predicted model, not a curated record. The transcript has 14 exons. The coding region runs from base 406 to 3684 and encodes 1092 amino acids.
GGGAUACUGGAGGAGUGUGUUGUCAACGCGCUGUGACCUGGGAUAUCGGCGGACUCGAUGGGAAGAAGCGGUUGAUGUGGAAUCGGGCGCAUUCAGGUUAAAUUGGGUGUGGAAACCUGACAGCGAACGUGCAGGGGAGCAAUAUUUAUUUGGAGAUAAAACGUGGAGUAGGCCCUUUGAGCCACGCUGCCCCAGCAACCCUGUGAAUCAUAACCAAGUUCAAAUUGCCUUGUGAAAUUGAUGGGAAAUUUUAGUCACACUGGGCUUCGUGCAUUUUGAUUGGUACAAUCUCCGAGUGGAAUCAUUGAUAUAUUUUGAGCAUUUUCUAACUUUGCGUUUCUACCAGGCGUUCUGGUUUUCAACAUUAUAUUUUGGGCAGGUGGCAUGUGAGUGAACUCGUACACAAUGAUUUCUACAUACACGUCUGAAAACUCUGUCACACCCAGAGAAGUUAAACAGCGAAUAAAGAAAAAACUGGCUCACUCCCUGAAGUGCUUACAGAAGCGGUAUGUAAAUACAGACAGUGUCGUAACCAGUGAUGAUUGCGAUGCAAAUCUACUGUGCUGUGUCAUGGAAUCAAUAUUUGUUCAUGGAUUGAAAUCGAAGCACAUUAAAACAAAUGGAGGAAAGCAGGGGCAGAGAAGCAGUCGAGCUCCUCUUCCACAGCCUGUCUUUUGGACUCUGCUUAAAACGGUCACUCACCAUGAUGUUGUGACAGAACUGGAACAGUUGAACUUUAUUAAUACUGAUGUUGGACGGUGUCGGGCAUGGGUGAGACUUGCCCUUAAUGAUGGCUUGAUGGAGUGUUACUUAGUGUCCCUGCUCCGCGAGAAGGACAGCUUAAAUGACUUCUACCAUCCUGUGGCCUUGCUUCUGGAUUCAGAAGACAGCGAAGUUCUACUGAGCUAUCUGCAAGGUCUGUCAUCUCUUUCAUUUACUUUGUCUUAUAAAUCAGCUGUGCUAAAUGAAUGGACUGCCACUCCCCUUGCAUUGGCUGGCUUAUGCUCCAGCCCAGAACUGUCAGAAGUCAUAUCGCCAAGCUUUAAUGAAGGAAGAAGGAAAGGUUCUUGGGAUUCAGUGUCCCAGUCAUCUGGUUCUGAUAUAAUUGAAGUGACUCAUACCAGUUCCACAGCUAUGCACAGCAGCCACCAGUUGGGCAAACUGAAAUCUGCAUCCUCUACAUUAAGUUUGGAGACAACUGGAUCAUCCCAGCUUUCUUCCAGUCUGAGCUCUGACAGUCUCCUUCAGUCCAAUGGAAUGAAAAGUCCUGACCAAACUGCUGAGGAAUUGUGGUCAUGUGAUACAGACAAAGGCAUUGCAAGUGCUGAGAGCUCCAGCAAAUCUCUGCAUGUGACACCAGAUGAACUUGGAGAGGAUCAAACUCCAGUUUCCCUGAGUUGUAAUGUCUCAAUUACUAUAUCUCAGCAUGAAGUAUCCUCAUUGCCUCCAGCAUAUGAUAUUCCGUUGAAUACUCAGUCAGGUGAAUUGGUUGUUGACCAACAUGCAUGUGAUGAGGAAACAAAUAUACAGACUAUAGAAAACAAUUCAGAAACUGAAUGCCCUGCCUCCACCCAUGUUUUAGCUUUGCACCAUCCCGUGACUGCUGGUGGAUUGCAGCCUGAAAAUGACACUAAAACUGUCUCUCCUCUCAGUGUUGAGUUGCUAAACCCUGUAAGUUCUGAAAAAUUGUCUGAGAGUGCUUUGCAAUCUGUAGCGUGCCACGACCAGGAAGUAAAAGCUGACCAUAUUGAUACUGAAGCUGUGGAUCAAGUUUCUGUGGUGAGAAGAGCUGCUGAUGUAACAGGCCAAGAGGAUACAUUGAAUGUUACUAAAAAUCACUUGACUGAGCCAGGAGAUAAUAAUAAGCUAAGUAGCUGGAUAUCAGAUGAUGAUAUUUGCAAGCCUUCUCCACAAGAAGUGCUCCCACAAAGCACAGGGGAAAGUUCAGUGGAAUGUUCUGCCAACACAGCAUCAAGGAAUGAAAGUAGCACUUCAGUAAAUGAAAAUGGAUCAGCAGCUUCCAAUUUCUCACAGAAUAAAUGUGUUCAAGAGGAAACAUCCUUUAAAGUGACCCAUCGCCGAAAGACAGGUAUUUCAAACCCUUUUCGUGGACUCCUGAAGUUGGGUAAUUUAGAGAGGCGAGGUCAUGUUGGUAUUUGGAAAGAGUAUUACUGUGAGUUAUCACCUUUUGAGUUCCGUCUAUAUCAGAGUGGUGAUGACCGCAAUUGUUGUGAGAACUGCUCUUUACUAAGAUGUGAAUUAGUGGGGCAUGCCCACAGUGAUGGGAGAUUUCAUGUGGUUUUUGCUGGCAAGAAAUUAUACCUCCGUGCACCCUCUCGAGAUGAAGCUGAAGACUGGAUCGAUCGAAUUCGGGAAGCAUUAGAGCAAUGUCGACCCUUGCAAACUCCAAAACAAAGAUCAUUGGAUGUAGAGAGCUCAACAAAUGAGAAACCAGAUUCUGUUUCUGAGACACCUAUCUUUUACUCUGCUGAUCACUUAAAUCACAAUGAAAGUAGCCCCCAUCAAGAAUAUAAUUGGAUUUCUGAGGUUGAACCUCAAUUAGAUGCAAUUAAAGAAACGGUCCUAUACUUGUUAACAGGAAAAAGGUGGACUCGCUACAUUUUCACUUUGACAUUGGAAGCACUGAAAUAUUUUCAGCUCCAGGAACAGCAAAAAAUACUAUGCAAAAGCUAUAAAAUUGAGACCUUUAAAGAUGUUAUACCUGAUACUGCAUUGGGUGGCCCAGCAAAUUUUAAAAUACUUACAUCUGAAGUUACACUGAGACUUCAGGCUGAAAGUGCUGCAGAGGCAAGAUCAUGGCGUGAAAUGAUACGAGCAGUUCUGUCAUCUUACUUAGAAGCAGAAGAAGAUAACUUGGCAGAAAAUACAGCCUACGAAAAGAAUGAGAGAAGACUUGUGGAGCUGGGAUUGGGUGAACACAAGAGUCUUCUGCAAUAUUUAACUGUUGUACCCAUUGAAAAAGGGUUGGACUUGCAGAAAUUUCAAUGUGCAGCAUGCUCCCAAAAAAUAGGGUUUUCAUUUAGUAAAGCCAAGGUUUGUGCCUAUUCUGGCCUCUACUACUGUGAGAUGUGUCAUCAGGAUGUAGAAACUAUUAUCCCGUCCAGAGUGAUCCAUAACUGGGACCUGACAAAACAGAGGGUUUCCAAUGUGGCAGCGAAAUUCCUGCAGCAGAUCCAAAAUGAACCCUUUAUUGAUCUUGAUGCAGUAAAUGGAAGUCUCUAUCAGUAUGUUGAACGCAUGGCUCAGACUCGUAAGAGUAGAGAUCGUUUGAAGCUAUUGGAAGACUAUCUCUUCACGUGCCGAAGUGGUGCAAUCCAGGAUCUCUAUAAGAGGUUAGAACAGAAGAAAUAUCUCUUGGAGUCAACCCAUCUGUAUAGUGUCUCCGAUCUUCGACAGAUAGCACGUGGAAUGUUUGAAGCAUUUUUACAGCAGGCCAUCCAUUAUGCCACCAAUCAUGUCUAUAUGUGUGACCUCUGCACUCAGCGUGGCUUCAUUUGCCAGGUCUGCAAUAAUGACGAUAUCAUCUUCCCUUUUGAAUUUGAAUCAACUACAAGGUGCAAAAAGUGCAGGACUGUCUUCCAUAAGGCUUGCAAGGCUGCUGUCCAAUCGUGUCCACGCUGUGUGCGCAAACAGAAGUACCUGGAGUAUAAAAUGGAGCAUUAGCUGUUGGUCUGCAUCACGCAUCAUGCGCAUGGGAGUGAGGAUGCAAGCUGCCUACCAUGUGCAGCCCUUUCCCUGAAUUCCUGCAAUUUAUGGACAAUGUAAAUUCUGAGUUGAUGUGAAAUAAUUUUAUUAUAAUUGAUUCUACAGUCACAAACUCCUCGUUCACUUAAUUUUGAGAUACAGCAAAUACAAAAUGAAUGCAACGCUUUGCCUUGAUGUAGACUGCCUGCUGCUACAUUGCAAACUCACUCACCGGCGCUGUUAAACUAGUUCAUCUAGAUUUCCUGCUUUUUUUUAAUACAUAUAUAUAUAUUUAAAUCACUUUUAAAUGCAUACACCUUUGUUCAAACAUGUAAACUACUUGUGGGAAUAUAAAAUGUACAUUGCAUGUAUAGUAAUGUACUGUAUUCAUCUGCAAAAAUAACUGUAAAGAUUUACUAAACUUUGCUGUUUUAAACUACAUUUUGCAAACUAAUCCUUGUAAAUAGACAAAAUACUUAAAAUUUCAUCCUUACAGCAGACAAUCCAUUGCAUUUUAAUAUUCAUUCCAAAAGGGUGUAAGCACAUUCUUGUUUAAACUUGAUAAGGUUUCAUUUCUUUUUGCAGUUAAUUUCUAAGGAAUUUGAUACCUGAUGAUUAACAUAUCAUUCAGUAGCUGGAUUCUUUUUAACAUCAUCUUAUAAAAUUUUCAGUUAAUACAACUUAAAUCUAUUCAUGAAAUUGUUAUUUUCCAGUCUGAGUUUAGGCCAAUUUGGAUGAGAAAUUGCUAAGUGCUAAACUGUUAAAGUAACUAAGUAAAAUCAAGAACAUCCAAAAUAAAAGUUUAUAAAACCUAACACUUGUAUUUGUACAGUAUCUUGCUUUAGUUUGCAACAUAAUACAAAUCAUUCCUUCCCACUUACAGACAUUCCAUUGCUUGUAAACAUAAUUAAAGUCUGAGAUUUGCACAGGUUCAUCAAAAAUAAUUCUGAAAGCAAACUUUUGCAGAGCUGGAGUAUUUUAGGGCACAGAUGCAAGUGCAACUAAACUUUGAAUGCCUCAAUACUUCCCUAGCUUUAUUACAGUUCAUGUUACAAAGCAGUAUAGCAUUAGUUGCUGUUUGCAGUCUUCCAACUGUAGCAGGGUUUAACAGCCAUAUAAUAACUUUUGUACAUGUUUUUGUAUGUCAGUAUUUUUUUGCAUUAUAUACCUUAUGAUUUUCAUUAGAAUCAGACAUUGACUAAAUUUACUAAACACUGGCUCAAUAGUCUUUUCUAUUUUCUUAAGAACAGAAUAUUGUCGAAUUAUAUGAUUUUUUAAAAACGUGCCAAUAAAGUUUGAGAGCCUUAUUUAAAUUCAGAAAUGCUUGAGUGUCUGGUCAACAUAAGUGUUACUUUUUAGUUUUUGAUGAAUAGUAAAACAUGAUCAGAUUUCUGCUAUUUGGACUGCUUUAAUCACCUCAAAGUACUUGUGCAAAUGUGUAGUUUCAGCUCCCUUGGAUGAAAUUAAUAAAUGACAAAGGUUUGGUGGAUGGUCAGUCUUUCCUUUCUGCCUGAACCCUCUUUCUAUUUAUUGACUCUUUUGUGCUCUUUCUCUCAACGUUGUUCCCUCACCCUUCCUUUUCUUCCUCCCUCCCUUUCUUUCUACUCUGCUCUGUCACAUUUUCCUCUUCCUCUUUUGGCUUUUGUGGCAUGUAUUUUCUGCCAGUGCUUGUUCCCUUUUUCCAUUCUGUAAAUUAAAUGGAAAAACCCUUGCUCCUUGGUCCCCUGGCCCUCUUACUCCCUGUUGAAUUGAGCAGUUAGUCAUAUUUAUUUCCAAAGUUGAACUAGAUAAAUUUAAUUCAAUCUGUUUUGAAGUUAUUUAGAUUUUGUGGUUUAAUGUUAACCAUCUGAACUCCUGGUUAUGUUUAUGGGCAAGAAUAUACACAUUAUUUGGCAUAAUUUAUAAAAUUUAUUUAAAGCAUGUUAUGGAAAAAAUUGAGAAUUAUCUGCUUUGAUGCUCCUGUAACACACGGACAAUGGUACAUUGGUCUCUUGUACCUGUUUGAACAAAAGAUUAAAACUAUUCAGGAAAUGACAGCUUUCGCAAUCAAUGUUAGGAUGUGCAAAGGUCAGUAUUGUCUGGGAGGGGCCUGAUGUUUCUUUGCUUGUCCUUGCAGUGAAUUUUGAGGAUUUUGUGGUGAUAGCUUGGUAUUUUUACCAGUUGCUUUGAGAUCAUCACAACAUUCAAUGUCUGCUUACACCAAGAGCUAACUCCUCUUUCUAGCUGUUGAAGGGAGGAUCCAUUCCAGUGGGAUUCAUCUCUUGACAGAAUUUUUGGAGUUCAGCUUUGUCUUAACAAACACCUUGUUUCAUUGGAGGUCAGGCAAAAUAUAUUUGAUUGUUUUGUGAGAAGAGCUUAGCAUAUUUAAGACUGUUCUCUUUGGAAAAGAGGUUAAAAAUAAACUAAUAGAAUGUUAAGGGUGGUAAUACCAAGAAUAUAGAGGAAGUCUGUUCUUUCUUGUAAGUUUAAAAUUUAUCCAUAAAAUUGGAUAUACAUAUUUGAAGAUAAGGAACCUGCAUGGCCAAGCCAGGCACAAAAUGCAGGGAUGUAGAUUUUUAACUACUUAAAUGACAAAGCAGUAGUAAGAAGCUGCAGUCUCUGAUUUUUUUAUUACAAAAAAAUAUUUGGGGUGAGAAAGAUCAAAAAUGAUGAAUCUAAACUGAUAGAUUAUCAGAAAACUUUAAACGAGCAGUGACCUCAUAUAAAGACAUUUCUAAACUGAAUAAAUAUGGAGAAAAUGUGUUCUGAUGAGGGACUCUGAAACCUGGACCCAUAAAUACUGUAUAGUAACUAAAAUCCAAUAAUGAAUUCAAGAACAAUUUCUGUAGAAAAUGGUUUGGAAUGUGAAAUUUCUACCACAAGGAGCAGUUGAAAGGGGCAACUCUGAAAUCUUUGUUGUUAAUGGAUUUUCACUUCCAGGGCCAAAGGGGGCUUUGUAUUUUUUUUUUUUGCCAAGGUCAGCUUUCUAAACGCUAGUAGUUGUGAGCAUCUCAAGAUCAACAUGUUUAUGAAUAAGUUCAACUUCCAGCCAAUAUUUCCUGUUUAGAUUUUGGUUGUAAAUGGGAGCCAGUCUUCAGCUCUUAGCAUAAGCAGUAACCAGCUUGAAGUUAAAAGCACAGCUUUGCAAAUGAGCACUGUCUGUAUAUCAGACUUGCUGGCUCACAGCACCUGGGCUUAUUGCUGAAGAGGUGCAGUAUAAGACAAAUGUUAUUUAAUUUGGCUUACUUCAAACUAGACAACACUGGCAAAGUUGUUUAGUUCAAGGAAGCUUGCAGACUAUAGUGAUAUUAUCAUUCAGCAUAUUGAUAGCCGAUGUAUUAAUAGUUGGAAGAUUUGUGUACUCAGGGAGGCAUCGUUACAGCAUUAAUUGUGGAUACCUGGGAUCUCUGACCAGAAGCUUUUAGACUGUGUUAAAGGGAUCAAAGAACUUCAUGUGGCAAAGAAAUAGUAUAAAUUUAGAGAGCAGUUCAGGCAUUUUAGGAACGGUCCAGGAACAUCAAGAAGCAUGAUAGAAACCCUGGGCAAACUAGAAUCCACUCCUCGGUUUUCAAUUUCUGCAAUAGGUGACUGUAGAUGGUGGGUAUGUCUUUUUUAGCUUAUAGAAAUUGUAGCUGUGAUUUAGAAACUAUUUGACAUUUGGAAAUCUUUUAUAAGAUAGAAAUCUUCUGAGAUUUAAAUGUGUUUUAAGAAUUGUGUUUAGAUUUAAAUGUGUGUCACUGAAAAUAAAAGAACUAUUUAAACUACUUUGUUAAAUGAAAAUACCUUCUCAGUAGGGAGGAGGGACCCACUGCUUGAAUCGUAGGUGUUGACAGCUAAACUCGCCAUGAAGAAUAAAUCAGGAAGUGAACGAGUCUUUGAAUAUUGGUUAUUUACAGCAUAAUCUCCCUUUAGUGAGGGUACUCAUGACUUUUUAUAUCCAAUAGAGCUUAAAGUCUUCAUUUGAGUUUAGAUCUUCAUGGUCAACAAACCCAUUGCUAUCACAUUGUAAGAUGAGCUGGAUGAGUACAGAGGGGAAAGAUGUACAAUAGGUGAAAUUUAAUGGGGAGAGGCAUAUUUAGAGCAUAAAUACUGUGGCCAAUAUUGGACCAAAUAAUUUUAGUCUGUUAAUAUAUAUUCUUAAGAGCAAGGACAGAGGAAGUGUUGAUAUUCUACAGAAAUCUGAGGUACUUAGUAAAAAAAAAUUAAAAUUUGAAUAAAAUCAAAUUAUUUUGCAAUCAUGCUGUUAUUUUUUCAUAAAUUAUGUGGAUGACUAAUGACAAACAAUUCCACACAUUGCAAUGAUGCAUCACAUGAUGUUGGAUUAGUUUUGCUCAGUCACAUUUUGCAUCUCUCUUUUUUCCCAGAAGUUCUCAACAUUAAUUUUAAAUCCCAUUCAGGAAAAAAAUGUGUACAAUGCUGUGCCAAAGUCUUAGACAGAUAUAUAUACUGUGGCUAGGGUGCCUAAGACUUUUGCAUAUUACUGUAGUAAUUUUAUGUAUUGCACUGUAUUGCCACAAAAAUAAUUGAGAUGUGUGAGUGAUGAUAAAACUGAUUCUGAUAUGUGUAUCGUGGACUGAGGGUGGAAAGGUGGCAGGGAGUGCAGAAAGACAUUCCUGUAAAGAUCAAUAAACCUAUUGUUUGGAAUCAAACAACCUUGCCUGGUGUUGAACUUGGUGUGUCUGCAUGCACACCACCAGCCUGACCAUGGCACUCCUUCUCUGCUACCUGUCCCACAUACUGUCCACGCUCCACCCUUGCCAUUCCCAACAUCCUUUGCUCCCCCAUCAGAUUUACAAUCUCAUUCUCCGCUCCACAUUGACAAAUACAGUACUGUGCAGAAGUCUUGGGCAGUCUAGCUAUAUGUAUAUGUGCCUACGCCUUUACCUCAGUACUGUAUGACCAUACAAGGUUUAACUGUUCAGCCUGCUUCAGGAUCAAUGUCUAUUUUACCGGAAAACUGUUACUACUCUAUUAACAAAAAAUGUUUGCAGAUUUUCUUAGAAAAAAUGCUAAUGACUAGAAUGUCACAAUAUCAUAGUUGUUAAUUUGACUGAAGCUUGUGCUUUUCUGCAGAUAUUUCUGCCCUCACUUGCAGAAGUGUAGGACAGUUCACUUUUUUGACAUGCAAUAUUUAAUCAUGUCCAUUAAUUUCAGUGUACACAUUCCCUGACAAUUUAAUAAAAUUAACUUGCAAGCAAUUUAUUAAAAGUACAAAAAACAUGUAGUCUGCAUUCCAACUUUGACUCUUCAUUACUUUCUUUGCUUUUAGAAGUGAGUUAUUCAGACACACAAGUCACCCUUUUGGUGUCAAAUUGUGCCUGAGGAAAUUGUGGCACAACAUUGCCAAAGUCAAAACCACCAUAAUUGCUUCCUAUUAGAAACAUUUUCUGAACCCCCAUCUUCUUCCUCCUGGAUAUAUUGUGCUGUUAUGUUGAACACAUUUGUAUACCUCAACCAGCAGUCUCUCACCAGCAGUGUACCUUUACA